Molecule: messenger RNA, 2279 nt
Organism: Chara braunii
Lineage: Eukaryota; Viridiplantae; Streptophyta; Charophyceae; Charales; Characeae
Source: the annotation of a GenBank genome assembly
CGGCGGCCACCUCCGCCGUUAUGGCUAUGGCUACGGCUAUGGCGGCUUCGGCGGCGGCGACGAAUCGAGAGGAGUGUUUUCGUGCUCCACCCACGUGGCAGCGCGUCGUGGAAGUGAUAUCUUCCGUCCUGGAACCUCGGGGCAUUGAUUUAGUCUCGCCGCUGUCGCUUGAUUGGUACAAUGCAGACGUGGACGUGCGUCUCCGCUGUCAUCCGAGCUUUGGAGGAGGAGGAGAUCCGAUCCCAAUCUCGAUCCCGACCAAUGGCGAUCGGGAGUCGAACGGGAUCAGCACGCUCUCCCCUCCCAGCGGUGACAACGAUCCCGAUCCCGAUCGGGAUCAAGAUAGCGGCGGCAGCCGCUAUGACGCCAAUGCCAAUCCAGUAGCAGCUCGAUCUCGACCGUCGGUAGGACGCCGGCCCGCUCACGACGAUGCUCUCUCCGGAAGCACCGCGAAGUGGCCGUGCGGCAACGGAGCACGAGAUGCAGUGGGAUUGACAGCUGGAUGCGGGCGUACUCUGCUGCAAUCCUCAUCAUCGAAUGGAUCUCAGACACGUGGUGGCGCCACCAAACCUGCCACAGAGACACUCCUUCCCCCCUCCUCCUCCUCCUCCUCAUCAUCAUCAUCAUUAUCAUCAUCAGCAUCAGCAUUAUCGUCAGCCUGCUGCUCGUCUUUGUCCACUGAGCUUGGCACCAUUUCCACUUUUUGUCGUUUCUGCGGCAGGUCUCCCUUGGCCAGGCCAUCGUCAUCACAACGGCCGCCACCAUCGCCGUCGUCGUCCUCGUUGCGGCCAUCGCCAGCUGACGAAAAGGACUUGAAAGCGAAUGGAAACGGAGUCACUGUGGAGAGAGGGAUCGAAGAAGAUCCUCCUCCUCCUUCUCCUUUGGAGGCCAUAGCUGCUUUGGCUAUCGAUCCUGCUUCUUCUGAUUCAGCCAUGGCGGCUAUGACGGCGCCGGGGUCUUCCUCUUCCUCGAUACUGACUGCGGGAUCCUCCACGUCAGCAACCAAUGGGUCUACCUCUGUUCUCCCCACGAUCUGCGGCAAUGGUCGAGCUGCUAGCGAUGGCGCCGGCGAUGGCGGGCAGGAGGAUGGCAUGCCAUUGGGUAAUGACGAUGACGUUGAACAGGCUGCUGGUGCCAGCGAUGGUGGGCAGGAUCUGGCAGGGGAAGAAUAUGAAGUUGGGCGAGAAAAACGGAAAUGGAACGUGAAGGAAAAUGAAGCGAAAGGCGGUUAUGGUGGCUAUCUGGCUAUUCUCAUCGGCAAUAGCCGAGCAAUGUGGUCCAAGUUCAUCGAAUCUAUCAGUCAAAAGGGAAGCCAUUAUUUGGACGAUUGUGCGCACCCGUUGAACGAGUACGUGGAAGAGUCUAUCGUGGAAGCCAUCGAUGCAGCUGAUACAUAUAUGCGAAGUUGCACCUGGCCUGACAGGUUGACCGUAUCAGGGACGAUGGGCCUUUGUGUCUGUGGACGUGAUCGUUUGACUGAGGAGUUGGCGAUUCAACGAUCUGAAAAACGGUCUGGAAAAUGUGAAAUAUUCUGGGGUCAUGACACCAGGCCUGGCAGGUUGAUCGCCAUCCAAAGAAUGGCUCAUAUAGCUGGUGUGGCUUUCCUGGAUCAGGUUUCUCAUCUCUGCCUGCACCCUCAGUUCGGGCCAUGGUUUUCGUUAAGAGCCGUCCUUGUAUUCGACCUGGAACCACCGACUAUUCGCCCAAGGGAGCUCAAAAACCCUCUGACGCCGGCUGUUAUCCACAAAGUUCAAGAUGCGCUGAAUGUGGCUCUGAAACUGGCAGCCGGAGCUACACAUGAUGACUGUGGAGGGGGACAGAGGAAGGCAACUUCGAGGAAAGUUCAUGGGACCGGAAAAUGGCGGCGAUGGGUAGAAGUGCGAGAUCAGAUUCAUCCUGACCAUCCAAUGCGAUACUCAGAAGAUCAGAUUGAUUAUCAUUACACGUCAAACAGAGACUUGCUCAAGCAGUUGACGACAACUGCGCACAUGCUGCUCAGACAGACAGAUUGCAGAAUGUUGUUAGCACAGAGGAAAAUUGUGAUGGGAGGAGGAGGAAGGAUUUCGAAACUGGAGAGAACUUUUGUGUUUGAAAUGUUAUAGGGAGUAAUCACACUAGGACUGUUUUCCUUAUGCACAGAAUUGUGGUGAGGUAUGCGCAAGCAGAGCCGUAAAGGCAGUCGGAAUGUGUCGGAUACAUUUAAGUUAGAGCCAGUGUGAGUACUCCCUUCAAAGGCUUCAAUAAUGUUUUUGAUGCACCAACAAAUAUUGGAAAACGUU